AUGGAAACUAGUAUAGGACUGGCCAUGAAUCCGGCACACACAGAAGAGAGCGCGGUUUUCACGCAGCUAAAACUUGUGCGGCUGUCUGGAGCGGACGGCGCAGAUGACUCGUCCGUUUUUGAGGAAGUGAAACCCGCGGUGAGAAUUAGUCGACAUCUUAACCCGGUGGAGGUAGCAAUGAUCCGGUUGGAGAUGGAAAAGUACCUCCCCCAGACCACAUGCAGUCCCCUCCAUCCUUCAUCCAUGGCCCACACAGACAAGAAGAACCGCGGAGAGAGCCCCUCAUUGGUGGACAAGUACCUCUCAGAGGAGAAGCCCAACACAGCUCCCUACAGCCUCAACAUCAACCUCAUCCUCCCCAAAACCACCCACCUCUGCACCGGCCUGAACCGGCCCAACAAGCCCCAGCAGCACCACCAGACCCAUCUCCUCCAGCACAUCAAGACAGAGCCUGGGUUGGACGUCCCAGUGCCGUGCUCUAUCCAGACCCUGCCUGACUUCAUGUCUGUCUUCAGCAUUCCCCAGACUUUCAGCACUAUGUUUAACAAACCCGAUAUGGCCGCCAGCGGACACCCAGUUUCAGAUACACAUACUGAGCUGCAUAUUGGCCCCCAACAACCGCAGGUCUACCAGAUGCCAAUCCCCGUCAGCGGCGCUGACCUCACAAUGACACUCUCCCGCAGCAGCCAAUCAGGGACCAGCGGUGCCGGCAACGGUAGAACCAUGCUCAACCUGAACAGCGUCUCCUUGACAACGGUGGGUCACGGCGGUGGUGACUCGUCGUUUUCAAUGCCGGCGCAUUUCUACCACCCCCACGCCAAGGCGUCACCCCAGUCACAGCCCCACAGCCUACCUCCCUCACCCCCCAACUCGCAGCCGGGUAGUCCUGAGAACCAGGCUGAGCUGCUGACCCCUCCGCCUCCCUUCCAGGCCUCUAGCAGACUGGGGUUAAAGGUCACCCAGAUGUCCCACCACUCCAUGCUUAUGGCCCACGGACAAGGGGUGCUGACAGGACCCAGGUACAACCGACGGAACAACCCUGAGCUCGAGAAGAGACGGAUCCACUUCUGUGACUUCCCUGGCUGCUCCAAGGUUUACACAAAGAGCUCUCACUUGAAAGCACACCAAAGGACACACACAGGGGAGAAACCAUACUCUUGCAACUGGGAGGGCUGUGACUGGCGUUUCGCCCGCUCUGACGAGCUGACACGACACUAUCGUAAACACACGGGAGCCAAGCCCUUCAAGUGUGUAGCGUGCAGGCGCUGUUUCUCCCGGUCCGAUCACCUUUCCCUACACAUGAAGCGCCACCAGAACUAA
Salvelinus namaycush (lake trout) is the source of this 1320-nucleotide messenger RNA. It is a transcript of the gene klf5l, whose product is annotated as Kruppel-like factor 5 like. Gene Ontology annotation, biological process: regulation of transcription by RNA polymerase II. The coding region runs from base 1 to 1320 and encodes 439 amino acids. The transcript is spliced from 5 exons. Lineage: Eukaryota; Metazoa; Chordata; Actinopteri; Salmoniformes; Salmonidae. Gene Ontology annotation, molecular function: RNA polymerase II cis-regulatory region sequence-specific DNA binding; DNA-binding transcription factor activity, RNA polymerase II-specific. The record is from RefSeq and is a predicted model, not a curated record.